This is a messenger RNA of Lolium rigidum, 921 nucleotides long. RefSeq names its product zinc finger MYM-type protein 5-like. Bases 1 to 921 code for a protein of 306 amino acids. The transcript has 2 exons. The record is from RefSeq and is a predicted model, not a curated record. Lineage: Eukaryota; Viridiplantae; Streptophyta; Magnoliopsida; Poales; Poaceae.
AUGUUUAAAUUUUUGAAGAGCAACACUAGCACUUCAAGCAAUCCAGAUGAGUUGGCGCUAGUUGUUGUGGGGGAACAGAAUAAUGUUGAUGUAGAAGAUGAUGUCGGUACAGAGGACGACGUUCAGGUUAAUGCGGAUAGUGACAAUGUGACUGAUCAUCACGAUAAAUCUGCUAGUGUUGAUGAUGAACCAGUUCCAGUUAGUGUGGAUAUUUAUGACCCGGCAAAUUGGGCUACUCUUGGUAACAAAGAAAGGGACAUGUUAGUGGAGAAGGGUCCUAUCCGCGAAGAGAAUAUAACUUUUCGUUCAGAUGCUAAGAAGAGACAUUUUUCAUAUUCGCAUUAUAAUAGACAGAUGAGCAAUGGAGAGGUACGUGAUCGAAGAUGGCUAGUUUAUUCAAGAAGUGUUGACAAAGUGUUCUGCUUUUCAUGUAAGUUGUUCAAUCCUAUCAACUGCAAGAGUUCUUUGGCGCAUGAUGGGUUUUGUGAUUGGAAACAUAUCACCAACAUACUCAAAGAACAUGAAGUUAGUGCCGAUCAUAUGACAAGCAUGAUUUCUUGGAACGAAUUGAGAAGUAGACUGAGCAAACAUGAAACAAUUGACAAGGAGUUGCAGCAUGAGAUCACAAAACAGAAGGAGCGCUUGAGGCAAGUUUUACUAAGAAUAGUUGCUAUUGUGAAUUUUUUUGGUAAACGCAGUUUGGCAUUCAGAGGAUCCAGUGAGAAACUUUAUGAUGAUCAUAAUGGUAAUUUCUUAGCUUGUGUAAAAAUGAUUGCAGAAUUUGAUAUGGUAAUGCAAGACCACAUUAGAUGUCUUGUGGUAAGGUUGUUUCUUUCUUUGGUAUCGUGCAACGGAUCUAUGUUUUAUUUUCUGGGUCUACCAAAAGAUGGAAAGUGUUGCUUGACCACGUGGAAGGUUUAA